CGCAAGGCUGCUGACUGAAGGACCAUGUGCGCUAUGCCGAUAUUUUUGACUUUAUUUUUUAUUUAACGGGGAACUAGAAACUGCACUUGUGGUUAGCCGCGGCUGCCGUAGUUGUAACUAUCGCAGAUUUCGCGGGUCGUAGCGAUUGCCAUCCGGGACCAUCACUCCCACUACCCAGGUGGUAACCUCUAACUAUUUCGACCUUUUUUAAUUGUCUGUGUGCCAUAGAUCCUUGGGUUGCAGAACGGAAGUGACUCAGUUUUCUAUUCUUGCCUUGUGGCUAUUUCUGCUUGACAAAUAAUUUUCUUUUAUUCGGUCGUUCUGAAUGCGAGGUUCGACUUCACUCCGAAAACGGUAUCACUGUGCUUCUGCACAAGCUGCAACGCUCGAAGGGAAAGACAAUAGAUUUGGGAGAAAGUGAUAUACGUCAAUAUGGAGGCUUUUAACUAUAUGGGAAAUCAUCUAGUUUCAGACUCUGCUUCUACGAUUAACGCUGGAGACGACAUGUCUACCAUCGAUGGCGAUGAAAGCAUCUUAAAUUUAGCCACCGGGCCUCGAAAACGACAACAUGAUGAUGAAGACGAGAUAUCGGAUAGCUUCGAGGAUGAUGAUUUGGAAAGCAUGGCUAGCGUCCCUGUCGAUGGGAUCAAAACGACCGCCACCAAACCGGAGGAAGAAAAGGAACUACCUGUUCACUCAUGCGCUUACUGUGGAAUUCAUAAUCCAAGCAGCGUAGUGAAGUGCUUAACUUGCACCAAGUGGUUUUGCAGCGCGCGUGGCAACACCUCCUCAUCUCAUAUCGUCAAUCACCUAGUCAGAGCAAGGCAUAAGGAAGUUCAGCUGCACCCCGAAUCGUCGCUUGGUGACACAAUUCUCGAAUGCUACAAUUGUGGGACGAAAAAUGUUUUCCUUCUAGGCUUUAUUCCCGCCAAAUCCGACACUGUUGUGGUGCUACUCUGUCGGCAACCUUGCGCUGCGAUGCCUUCCUCGAAAGAUAUGAACUGGGAUACGUCCCGCUGGCAGCCUCUUAUCGAGGACCGUUCCUUUUUACCAUGGCUCGUGAGCUCUCCGUCUGACCAAGAACAACUUCGCGCGCGGCAUCUAAGCCCUCAAAUGAUCGCGAAGCUAGAGGAGAUGUGGAAAGAUAAUGCAUCGGCUACUGUUGAAGAUCUCGAGAAAGCAACGGGUGUUGAUGACGAACCUGCGCCAGUCCUCCUUCGAUAUGACGACGCUUACCAAUACCAGAACGUAUUCGGCCCCCUUGUGAAGAUCGAAGCCGACUAUGAUCGCAAAUUGAAAGAGGCCCAAUCUCAAGACGGCUUGGUUGUGCGGUGGGACCUAGGACUGAACAACAAGCAUCUGGCGAGUUUUGUUCUCCCGAAGCUGGAACUUGGCGAUGUGAAGUUGGCUGUUGGUGAUGAAAUGCGGCUUAAAUAUACUGGAGAGCUGCGACCUAAAUGGGAUGGAGUAGGAUACGUCAUUAAAAUUCCUAACAAUCAGUCUGACGAGGUUACUAUUGAAUUGCGAACCAAAGGCGAUCAUAAAUCUGUCCCCACUGACUGCACGCAUAAUUUCACAGCUGAUUAUGUUUGGAAGGCGACAUCCUUUGACCGAAUGCAGCUAGCCAUGAAAACAUUUGCUGUUGAUGAGAUGAGCGUUUCGGGUUACAUCUUCCAUCGACUUUUGGGGAAUGAGGUUGCCGCUGGGCCUAUGAGAACUCAAAUGCCCAAGAAGUUCAGCGUGCCAGGUCUUCCAGACCUCAACAGCAGUCAGACUAAUGCUGUGAAAAGCGUCCUUCAGAAACCUUUGAGCUUAAUUCAAGGACCUCCUGGCACUGGGAAAACCGUCACUUCAGCUAAUAUUAUUUAUAACCUGGCAAAAAUAAACGGCGGCCAAGUGUUAGUCUGCGCACCGUCUAAUGUUGCGGUUGACCAACUUUGCGAACGCAUCCACAGAACUGGGCUGAAGACUGUUCGGGUCACUGCCAAGUCACGAGAGGAUGUGGAAUCCCCUGUGGGUUUCCUUUCCCUUCAUGAACAGGUCCAUAACAAUGACAGCAAUAUCGAACUUGUCAAACUCAAUCAACUGAAGGCUGAGCUGGGUGAGCUUUCUAGCCAAGAUGAGAAAAAGUUCAAGCAACUUGUUCGUGCUGCGGAGAAAGAGAUCUUGAGCAAUGCGGAUGUUAUUUGCUGUACCUGCGUUGGUGCUGGCGAUCCACGCCUCGCAAAGUUCAAAUUCCGAACCGUCCUUAUUGAUGAAUCUACUCAAUCUGCGGAACCCGAGUGCAUGAUUCCCCUCGUCCUAGGAUGCAAGCAAGUUGUUCUUGUUGGCGACCAUCAACAGCUAGGACCUGUUAUCAUGAACAAGAAGGCGGCAAAAGCUGGGCUCAACCAGUCUCUAUUUGAGCGCUUGGUCAUCCUUGGAUGCGCGCCUAUCCGUCUCAACGUGCAGUAUCGCAUGCAUCCAUGUCUAUCCGAGUUCCCUUCAAACAUGUUCUACGAUGGAUCCUUGCAGAAUGGUGUGACAGAGUCUGAACGUCUUCUUAAGGACGUUGAUUUCCCCUGGCCUGUGGCGCACAACCCUAUGAUGUUCUGGUCAAACCUAGGAAAUGAGGAAAUUUCGGCAUCAGGAACGUCAUAUUUAAAUCGUACCGAAGCUGCCAACGUGGAGAAAAUUGUUACCAGGUUUUUCAAAGCUGGCGUGAAGCCUUCUAGCAUCGGGAUUAUUACCCCGUAUGAAGGGCAGCGUAGUUACGUUGUCAGCUCCAUGCAGGCAACUGGCACUUUCAAGAAGGAACUUUACAAAGAAAUCGAGGUGGCGUCAGUUGAUGCUUUCCAAGGCCGAGAGAAAGAUUAUAUCGUGCUCUCCUGUGUCAGAUCCAACGACCAUCAGGGAAUUGGAUUUUUGAGUGACCCACGUCGGCUUAAUGUCGCGCUUACCCGUGCCAAAUAUGGACUAGUCAUCCUAGGCAACCCGAAAGUUCUAUCGAAGCAUCCUCUGUGGAACUACCUUCUACUGCAUUUCAAAGAGAAGAACUGCCUCGUGGAAGGGCCGUUGUCAAACUUGCAGGUGUCCCUUGUCCAAUUCCCUCGUCCGAAACAGGCCUACCGCGGACCACAGCGUUUCCAGGUGGCUUAUAAUCACGCCUCUAACAUGGCCAGUGGGAUGGUCAAUGGCAGGAAUGGCCAUCGCGGUGACUAUCAUGACACGGGAUCUGUGGCGAGUUACAUCCCAGAUGACGUCUCCUCAGUUCAUUCAUCCGCUCUCGGAGGGGUUGCUAUUCCAUCUGGAUAUCCCCACAUGUUCCGGAACUUUGCCGAUCCCUGGCCGCAACUUCCAGGCCACCGCCGUGCCAAUGGAUCUAGAGGUAAAGGCGCGCCUAGCGUUACUGGCGAGUCUGUCGCAGCAACUGAGUCCGAUAUCACGGGCAGUGUCGUCGGACAAGGCGGCGUUAGCCUCUCCGGUUUAAGCAUUCACGAUAUGAAUAAGCAGGCAAGCAUGAGCCAGUCUGACCGCUUGAAACGCUACGUCGAAUCUGGUGGUCGUGCAGAGCCAUAUAAACCUGGCCCUAGUGAUAACGGCAGCAUCUUUGGUGGAAGUUCGGCGAGCAUUCGUGUUCCUCGUGGCGGCCGCGGUAACCCAGCCGAUGAUGAUGACGCACGCAGUGUCUCGACAGCUUUUGCAAGUCAAAUUGGUGGAAACUACGACUGAGAGCUUGCGAGUCCAUGACUAUAUCACCAUCGACAGGAAACUUUACAUCUGUUGCAGAAGUAAACGUGAAUUUCGCGAGUCACCAUCCAUGAUGAGAAUGCGUUGCCUGACGCCCGAACAAGAGCUUUCGAGGCCUGCGGCUCUCUCUUCUCGCCCGUCGCUUUUUUGCACCUAUUCGGAUACGCUUUUGGUUCGAGAACCAACCACUGUUACUCGACCUCACAUUUAGGUCAAGCCGGAAUCUUCAUGUAUUAGUUUCUAACUUACAUGCAAGCUACCCAUUUGACAAAACACGGUACACAUCCAUGCAGAUGCAAUUUGCGACCUGGUUCACGUGCAUCCUAGUGGUUUUGAUUUAAAGCGAAGUACUAGAAACCCGCUAUCAAGUUAGGAAUGUGCACGCAUGCCAUGUGGCGUGGAGGUGGAAAGGCGGGCGGUUAACUGCGGCUCUUGCACACCGCAUCUGUGGGUGUGAGAAAAGUUGUAACGCAGCAGCGUAUAUUUAUAUUCCUGGUAAGGCUGGUGGAUACAACUUCUGUGGCGAAGUGCUCUCCUAGAGAAGUACUUUAAGCAAAUGCUAUUCUAAGAACACAAUUUGAACGUUGAUGAUGGCGGUUGGCCGGGGGAAAAUAUAUGCGCAAAAUUUGUUUAUUCUAUGCCGUUUUAGUUUGAAAUUGGUCGACAAUACAGUUAUGAUUUCUUCAGUAUAUCUGAAAUAUUUCAGUAGCCAUUCUGUAGUUCCAUCAUAGUAAUAGGGGCAUAGGUCAUUGGGUGGUGUGGAACGUAUAUCGACAGGGUAUUAGAUAUCCCGUAUCUAUAUUCUUCUGCAUGCUUAUAGCAACUCCUGCUAACGUCCUUAUCUAGCGGGAGAACUCUCAAUCCAGUUUCCCAUUUAAAUAUUAUGAUUUCACGGUACGGAGUUAGUGAACAUAGAUUUCUUGACUUCAUUGGUUCGUCUCUAGGUGUUCAGAAGUAGAUAACCAUUAUUUGAUUUUGCAAGAAAGCUGAUGUUCUCCUCGU
This is a messenger RNA of Blastomyces dermatitidis ER-3, 4731 nucleotides long. Its product is annotated as regulator-nonsense transcripts 1. Gene Ontology annotation, molecular function: zinc ion binding; ATP binding; RNA binding. Gene Ontology annotation, cellular component: cytoplasm. Gene Ontology annotation, biological process: nuclear-transcribed mRNA catabolic process, nonsense-mediated decay. The record is from RefSeq and is a predicted model, not a curated record. Bases 433 to 3711 code for a protein of 1092 amino acids. The transcript has 3 exons. Lineage: Eukaryota; Fungi; Ascomycota; Eurotiomycetes; Onygenales; Ajellomycetaceae.